Messenger RNA from Capsella rubella, 3183 nucleotides. RefSeq lists its product as uncharacterized. Lineage: Eukaryota; Viridiplantae; Streptophyta; Magnoliopsida; Brassicales; Brassicaceae. The transcript has 25 exons. Bases 2529 to 2999 code for a protein of 156 amino acids. The record is from RefSeq and is a predicted model, not a curated record.
UUCCUUACAUCUGUGUGUUUUAUAAAUACUCUCAACACAGUCUCUUGUUCUUCAGCAAAUAGAAAUAACAAAACAUUGAGAAACUACAUAGUUAAGAUCAGAGCGUUUCAUCAUCUCCUUCUUCAACUAUUAUCUGAUGUAUCUCCAUUGUGAUUGAUGGUGUUUAACUUGGAAUUCCACCCCAUCCAUAUAAGCUGUGUGAUGACGAUGGUCCAAUCCUAUUCUGGAGAUUGUAUUGGGGUUUGUUUCUGGAUUCAAAGAGAGGAGACGACCACGACCACGACGAAUCUAUGUUAUCUUUACUCUUCUGGAGAGUGUUGUGGUUUUAACAAGAAGAUCAAAGAGGAAAGGGUUUGCCCGCAGUUCCAGGACCAAGAAGUGUUCCUGAUGCAGGAGGAGGGGUUAACACGCUUUCACUGUCUCCAUGUCAAUGAGAAUGUUUAAGGAUCUGAUGAUGAGGAUGGUGACGAAGACUCUUCUCUUCUUUUGGGGUUUCAACAAGAAGAGCCAAAAAUAUUAUACGUGGAAAGGUUUUGCCUGCAGUUCCAAGAGCUUUGAAGGAGCUAAAAGAAGAGGGGGGUUAGGACGCUUUUCAUCGUCUCCUUAUCAAUGAGAAUGUUUAAGGAUCUGAUGAUGUUGACGAUGACAAAGAGUCUUCUCUUCUCAAUCUUCCCAACCUUGAUUGAUAUUUCAAAACCUUGCUCUCUUCCCUAAUCUUCAAAUUCGUCAUCAAAUUGAUAACCGAAGACAGAAUCUUUAGGACUGCCUACGCAAAACUUUCUCAAACUCUUUGUUUGCUCUGAAGCUAGGAUCAUCUCCCUUGACGAGGCUGAAAAAUUACUGCUUGGUGAUGUCCACAAUACAUAACUAAUGCCAACAAUUGUGAACCGGCUUUAUGAUAUUGCGAAUGUCUUGUCAUCUAUGAUGAAUUUCAUAGAGAAGGGAAACUAAAGAUUCACAACGAUCUCUAACUUACAUUUUGGAGACGGAACGGUGUACCUAAUGACGUCUCUGUGCUUACAGACUGUUAUAUUCAAUGCAGCCAGCCUAUUAGAAGUUAUCCUAAAAUUGUGGAGACCUCUAUAUCAUCAACACUUAUGCAGCUAUAGGAGAUGGUUUCAAUCAUCAGCACAAUCACUCAGUACGAUGAUGAUGCCUUCGCUAACCCAAACGAUGGUCAAAUCCUCUUCUUGAUCUUGAAGUGGAACUAGAGAAGGCACCUAAAGAUUCAAAGCAAAAUAUGUAUUUUUCAUUGCCUCAUGCCAACAAUUCACUUCCACAGGUAUGGGCAGCUCCAGCUUUGCCGGCAUCACAAAGAAGUACACCACAGCUGCUACAAUUUCAUUGCAGGAAUUUCAUCUUCAAACAAUGGCAAGGGCAUACAAAGAUUUUACGGAAGAAGUCUUUCAACAGCUUUAACGGAAGAGGUCUCUAAGCAGAUAGGAGAUAUGGUUUGAAGAACGAAGCCUCAUAACAGAAAACUUUAACAUGAAACUAAUUCUAAUGUUUGAUGGUCUUUGACUCAAUUCGUCUUCUUUGUCCACUACAAAUUCCCCAUCUAUGGAGAUAUAUGGUUCCCUCUCUUCUCAGCAUUAGGGAUGACCAAACAACAACAACAACAAUGGUCAAAUCCUCUUCUUGAUCUCAUCGUUAAUGAGUUAGAUAUGGUGGUAGUAUUGUUUUGAUGUCUUUGCAAGUGAGGCGUACGUUGUUUCAUGGCUUUUCUUCAACUCUCAUCUGAUUUCUCGAGAACUCAGACCUAAGAAAAGGAUAAAGAGUCGUUAGAACCAGUAGCUACAACUCUUUCUAGAUGACAACUCAAGCCUCAGAAAAGAAUAAGUUAUUCCUUCUGAAUUAAGCACAAUUAAGCUAGCCGUUUUAAUGCAGACAUGGUGACCUAGUUGAAUUGGGGGAAGCUGUAGGUAUUAUCGCGGGUCAAUCGAUCGGCGAACAACCAAGCCUGAACACGUUUCCAGUUGUUGAUCGACGCGCUCGGGUCCCUCAACCGAGAGCCCCUCCUCGCUACGAUCCACCCUUUCUCUAGCCCUCUACUCAACCGCUUUAGCUGGCCCGCUAGGUCAACAACAAGACCGCAGAUGCCAGUAAUCUAGGGGAUGCGAUGUUUGAGCAGAUAGAAAAUAAAAAGAAUAUUCCUUGCUCAAAUCACCACUUUAUUUUUCUCAAGGAGAUGAGUCGAUAGACCUUAAGAAGCAGCUGAAAAAACUGCUAGAAACAUAGCUAGUAUGCUGAGGAAACCAAUGCAUUCUGUUCUUUGAUGCAGAAGUACUCCACACUUACAAGGAUUUUCAGGGAUUUAAUCUUCGAAAAAUGGUAAGGGCUCACCAGCAUGCAGAGACAUCUUCAGUUUGGGAUCCUAGAAAAAAGACAACGACCUAAUUCUAUUAUUUAAUUGCUUGCUUAGCAAUUGAAAACAUUUUUGUUGAUUGAACGUUCAAAACUUCUACAUCUUCUUCUUCCUUUAUCAACUAGAUUUCAAAGCGUCUUAAGUCCUAUCAUCAAGCUUGGAUAUGGCCUUGGGAUCUGCUGGUUCGCCAAAUGGUUUACAACCAAUGCUCUUGAGUGAUUCACAACGUCGUAGAAGAUCUAAACUAGAAGAACGAAUCAUAUUUCUUAUGGUGUUUACAACAAUAGUAGCAGUUGUGACAUUUGUUAUGGGUUUCACAUGUACAAAGAUUUACAUGAAUGCUGCUCCAGAUUUAGGCAUCACAGGUUUGGUUAAGAAAGCAGUAUUUAUUGUUUUCCUGUUGUGCAAUAGCAUUCCAAUGAUCUCUUGUGUUAUAGCUACAACGAAUCUCAUAUGGCCACAACAUCAGGGUGAUAUUCCUCUGAUACAAAAAGCUACACUACGAGCCAUGGGACUUGUCACACUAUCUUUUGUGUCAAUGUUGGUUGCAUUGAUGGUUGGAGUUUUACUUGUGUUGAUCCUUCUUCCGUGGCGUUCCUUCUUCCAUGCUUUUAGCUCCAAAGCACAUAAGUGAUGGGUGUGUUUUGUGAACAUUCUCCAUACACAUUCAAGCUCGUUAUGAUUUGAUAAGAUUGUAUAAUUAAAACGAAACUUUUCUCUAUUUGUGCAUACUUGUCUAGAGCACUGUUUCUGUUUCUUGAUUGCCUCCCUCUGCAAUCUCUCUAUACAAAUUCAUUGACAAUGAUUGAAUUUAUACA